Messenger RNA from Nymphalis io (European peacock), 3872 nucleotides. RefSeq lists its product as uncharacterized. Gene Ontology annotation, molecular function: phosphatidylinositol bisphosphate binding. Bases 371 to 2296 code for a protein of 641 amino acids. NCBI's taxonomy places the organism in Eukaryota, Metazoa, Arthropoda, Insecta, Lepidoptera, Nymphalidae. Gene Ontology annotation, cellular component: membrane. The record is from RefSeq and is a predicted model, not a curated record. The transcript is spliced from 15 exons.
GUUACAUAGAUAAAAAUACUAUAGUUACAGACACGUUUUAUAUAUCGUAUUAUGUUGUUACAAUUUUUACUGAGCAACUCCUGAAGUUGCGGUUUUAUAUAAUUCGCUUGAGGAAAUAAUUACCGUAUGCUAACAUAACUUUCCUUUAUUAUUCUCACUGAAAGUGAGGUGAACAAAACAAUAUCAGUAAUAUUAGUGAAGCAGUUACGUUACGAAUAGGUAACAGCUAUCUGACUAUAAAAGAUAUGUAAUCGAAGAUUAUUUUUAUAAAUAUCAUGCUACGUGUAUUUAAUGUUGAAAUAGUUAAGUUUACUUCGUUUCGAGAAAAGCGAUUAGUGUUCCAUUGAUAAUCCGAAACAAAGGACGAAAUAUGCAAAUUCGGCCUUUGUGUGCUGAGCUCGCGAAGAUGGCUCAAGAUGAGCUUAAUGAAGAUCCAGCGAGGAUAGCGAGAGAUGUGCAACAUAUCAAGGACUGGUUGUCGAAGCAACCACAUUUGCGAGCUCGAAAAGAUGACCAGUGGCUGGUAGCAUUCCUGCGGGGCUGCAAGUACAGUCUGGAGAGAACAAAGGAGAAGUUGGAUCUUUAUUACUCGAUGCGUAGUCUCGCCCCGGAGCUUUUUAGCGUUCGGCCUAAUGAUAAAGUUUUUACAGAUAUUAUGAACAAAGGCACUUAUUUGAUACUGCCAAAAUCUGCAACACCAGAUUCUCCGCGGGUAGCCAUUAUCCGACCCGGUAGUUAUGAUCCAGAUAAAUACAUACUGUCCGAUAUAUUUUCGGUAUCUAUCUUGCUUCAAAGGAUAUUGUUAAUGGAGGAUGAUGCAACUGUAAUAUCUGGUGUCCGGACAAUAAUGGAUUUAGAAGGAGUGACACUGGCUCAUUAUCUUCAAAUGACGCCUGCUAUGAUGAAGAAGAUGGCAGUUCUUUCACAGGACGCUGCACCCAUGCGUAUGAAAGGAGUUCAUUACAUAAACACGCCAGCCGGAUUUGAAACAGUAUUUUCCGCUAUUAAGAAUUUGCUAAAUGAAAAGAAUAGGAAAAGAUUAUAUGUUCACAACAAAAAUUACGAAGAGAUGUAUAGUCACGGUAUAAGUAAGGAUAUUUUACCCGUUGAAUACGGAGGUAACGGCGGGACUAUUAACGAAAUAAUUGGUCAUUGGAAAGAUAAAGUACAAAAGUACAGUUCAUGGUUGGAAGAAGACCUGAAAUAUGGAACAGACGAGUCGAAACGGCCUGGACAGCCAAAAACGCCGGAGAGCAUGUUUGGACUAGAGGGUUCCUUCCGUCAACUAAACUUUGAUUUAAACACUGUCUUACUUUAUAGUGCCAAUCUUCGCUUGUGUUUUGAAAACGGUGACAUUUUAGUGGAUUCUUCGUUUAAAACAAUGCCGGUUCGGCCGCUGCCUCCUGCGUUGGCAGAGAAGGCUCGAUUAGAGCUGAACGAAAACCCAAAAGUUCUAGAAGAAAGUAUUCGUCAAUUAAAGCAAUGGAUCUUAAAACAACCACAUUUAAGAGCCAGAACAGAUGAUCAGUGGCUAGCUGCAUUUUUACGCGGUUGCAAAUUUAGAGUAGAACAAAGCAAAAUGAAAUUAGAUCUCUAUUUUUCAUUUAGAAGCACGGCACCAUAUUUGUACAGCGUUAAAUAUUUCGAACCCAAAGUCAUGGAAAUAAUAAACACAGGAGCAACUUUAAUACUACCAAAAACGAAGAACCCAGCUGAUCCAAGGGUAAUAUUAUAUAGAAUCGGUAAAAUAGACCUAAAGCAAUACACCAUAUUAGAUAUCAUGUCAGUGCUCGUACUUCAAGAACAGAUCUGCUUUAUGGAAGAUGAUAAUUUUGUUGUGGCAGGUACAGUCAAUAUUGUAGACUUAGAGGGUGCUAGAGUGGGUCACUAUACUCAAACUUCGAUCAAGCAAUUGAGGAAUUUAGUUGCUGCAAAUCAGGACGCGGUGCCUGUUAGAAUAAAAGAAAUACAUUUCCUAAAUACUCCAUUCUUUUUUGAAACUUUUUUUGGUAUCGUCAGAAGAUUUAUGAGUGAAAAAAGUAAAAAUAGAAUAAUAGUUCAUAGCAAGAAUAUGGAAUCUUUUCAUGAACGCGUACCCAAAGAGAUAUUACCUGAAGAAUAUGGGGGAACGGGCGAUAAUAUACAAGAUUGCAUAGAAUAUUGGAAGAACAAAAUGCGUGACUACAGCUCGUUUUUCGAAGACGAUCUUAAAUAUGGAAGCGAUGAAUCGAAACGGCCUGGAAAAUCGGACCCGGAAGUCAGUAACGAACCGUUUAGUCGCUUAGAAUUAGAUUGAAUUUAAAUUAUUAAUUUAAUGUUAAUAUGAAUUUGCGGAGCUGGGUUUUGAAACAUUAGGUCCAUGGUCGUCUGAUACCAAAAAUUGUAAAAGAUCUAAGAAAGUCUAAGAAACUGCUCCACACUUCUGGUGACCGUAGAUCUGGCGCUUAUUUAGCCCAAAGGCUGAUUCUAGCGGUGCAGAGAUGCAAUAGUGCCAGCAUCUUGGGUACAAUGCCACAAGACAAUCUUUUAGGCGGCGUGUUUUUCUAUAAAUUUGAAAUGCGUCUUUUGUUUUCAUUUGAGUUAUAGUUAUAGAAUAUAAGAAUAAAAAUUAAAUUAUUGUAAAAUGGAAAAAUAAAAGAUUUAUCGAUUUGAAAUAUAAACUUAGUAAGUGUUGCAUAUUAUCAACAAUGUCCCAAAAUUGUGGGCUGUAAAUAUAAAUAUUAUUGAGUAGAAAAUAUUUUUAAGCCAUGUGGAGAAAACAAUGCUAUAUAUAUUUCUUAUUAUUUAAAAAAACUUAUAUUCGUUUAACAAGAUCUCUGUAAUCGAAUUCAGAUGCAUUCGAAAACUUCUGUCUAUCGUGCGCUCAUAGUUUUGGGACGCUAAUCAAGCAAUUACUAUUUUUAGCACCGUCAUAUGUGUAAUGAGGUCAUAGCCAAGAAAAUAGGUUUAUUUAUUUUUUAAAUUAUUUGUCGCGGGUCAAAGCGUUCGUGACUUACAGUCUCGCCACAUCUGUUUGAAAGACGGAUUAUUACAGUUUGUGUUAAUAAUUAUUAUUAUCAGUAUAGUGCAAGUAAAGAAGGGCAGGGUGUAAAUAUUUGUAUAUUGUAACAGAAAUAUUAUACGCAAUUAUAUAUGGUUAAAAAUGUUGAGUUAUCAUUUAAAGAACCUUCAUAUAUAUAUAUUAUAGUCAUACCCUGCUGUUUUAGACGCGUUACAUUUAGAUUUUACAAGUCCGUUUCAUAGUUUCUAUAAGUACAUAGCCCAGCGCACCUUAUUAACUAAUUACCCAAUCCCGGUAGCCGUGUCGGUUCGUUAUUCUUGCUUCGCGUUUUUGCCUUCAGUUUUCAAGAUAUAUACCAUAUUUAUGUUUACUUAAUAAAAAGGCUAUCUAAUACAAACAUUUUUUUAAAUAUGGUAUAAAGAAUGGUUAAUAUUUCUUACAUCAAUAAUGUCUAUGGGCGGCGAUGACCACUUAACAUCAGGUAGUCCAUUUGCCCGUCCGUUACCUAUAACAUAAAAAAAUAUUGCUGUUUGGUGGGAGCAGGAGAAAAUAUGAUAAGUGUGUGGUACCUACAGGAACGGUAUGUCACGGUAUGGCAUGAUAUUGUGGUAUUAGCAUAAAUGGACGAUGGGACUAACCUAUUAUAAUAAAUAAGUACCAAUGUUUACCAGUAUGUUUUAUAAACAUUGUUUUAAAGAUUGAACUUUAAAUACUAGUAAUUAUAUAUAUUUUUGAUAAUAUUGCUAAUUUCAAUUAUAAUUAUCUGAAACCGGAAUGAUAACAAAGUAUUAUAUUAUCUAAAUAAAGCAUUCAUACGUACAAUGUAAAGGAUAACAAAGACAGCCAUUUUACAAUCAUUUAUGUUAUUAUU